GGGAGCGGAACCACAACACAACAACCAUCUGUUACAAUUAAAAAAGAAAAAAAGAAAAAAAAAAAAAGACUACUGAAAAGACUGAACAUUGUUGAGGUGAAAGUCGAAGAGGAUGCCGUUUAUCCCGUCUUGGCAUGCGGACAGGUUCACACACAUCAUCAUAAGAGGACAGGACAGCAGUGUGAUCUGUCAGCACAAACACUAGCACCUCAGUCAGUGUUAUCCUAAGACCUCCCUCCUCUCGCCACACGCGUGUGUGUCUGUGUUCAUGUGUGCCUUUUUCCAUUUAAGUCUCCUUGUGAUAGAGAGGAGGGACAAAGGGGACCAAGAGAUAAAUACUCUAGUACGUUCCUCUCGCCAUCACUUUGUCAGCCUGCAUCCACAGCAUCAACACAGAAUCAAAAGGGGGAAUUGAAAUAGCCAAGAUGCCUGAGAAAGCACUGGAGAGGAAAUCUAAAAUCUCAGCCUCACGCAAGCUCAUGCUGAAGAGCUUGAUGGUUGCAAAGGCCAAGGAGGAGCUGGAGCAGGAAAUGGAAGAAAAGGAGGAGCAGAAAGAAAAGUACCUGGAGGAGAAAGCUCCUCCAUUACAGACCAGUGGCAUGUCCUUAGCAGAGCUGCAGACAUUAUGUGAAGAGCUGCAUGCCAAAAUAGAUGUGGUGGACGAGGAGCGGUAUGAUAUUGAAGCCAAAGUCUUGCACAACACCAGAGAGAUCAAAGACCUGAACAUCAAGGUGCUGGACUUGCGAGGGAAGUUCAAGAGGCCCAACCUGAGAAGGGUGAGGGUCUCAGCAGACGCCAUCCUGCGCUCUCUGCUGGGCUCCAAGCACAAGGUCUCUUUGGAUUUGCGAGCGAACCUCAAGUCGGUCAAGAAGGAGGACACAGAAAAGGAGAAGACCGUGGAGGUGAGUGACUGGAGGAAGAAUGUGGAGGCCAUGUCCGGCAUGGAGGGCCGCAAGAAGAUGUUUGAUGCAGCAAAAGGCCCCACUCAGUGAACUAGUACUUAGGGAACGGCUGACUUUCAUUUUAUUGCAAACACUUUUACUCCAAAGACAGCUGAACAUGGCACACAAACCUAGAUCAACAUCAACACUCACACAGAAUAUCUAGGCAUUUUAUAUUUUCUCUAUAGUUUUGUUUUAUCGCUGAAAUAAACUAAAUAUCAACAA
Molecule: messenger RNA, 1166 nt
Organism: Mugil cephalus (flathead mullet)
Lineage: Eukaryota; Metazoa; Chordata; Actinopteri; Mugiliformes; Mugilidae
Gene: tnni1b
Product: troponin I type 1b (skeletal, slow)
Exons: 8
Coding region: 426-992 (188 amino acids)
Biological process (GO): muscle contraction
Cellular component (GO): troponin complex
Source: RefSeq, a predicted model, not a curated record